AUGUGAUCUAAAGUGUGAGUACAAACUUGUAGGAGUGUUACAGUUUCCAAUAGAAUCAUAUUAUUAAAUGAAUGAUUCUCCAUAAAGUAGAACAUUACUCUACAAGUUAUUAUUAUGUUUGUUCUAAUGUAAGUGGUCUCAAUUUGAACUAGAUACACACACAAAUAGUUGUUGCAUUUUGGGUUAUUAGUAAGGACCCUCUCCUCUUUAGCAGAAAAAUAUAACUGCAAAAGUGGCAACAAUACUAUUAUUGCAUCUUCAUCAUUAAUACAUACUAUAGUACUAUACCUCCAAAAUUCAAAAAUGGUUUCAGCUACUUCUUCACCCCCUUCCAAGGAGGAAGUAGAGACAGAUCAAAAAUGGGUGGACAACGGAAACGCUCGCAAUGCGAAAUGGUGGUAUUCAACUUUCCAUACUGUGACAGCCAUGAUAGGUGCUGGUGUUCUCAGCCUUCCCUAUGCCAUGGCAUAUCUAGGAUGGAUUCCAGGGACUUUGAUGUUGUUGUUAUCAUGGAGUCUAACCUUAAACACAAUGUGGCAAAUGAUUCAGCUCCAUGAAUGUGUUCCGGGCACCCGAUUUGAUCGUUAUGUGGAUCUUGGUAAACAUGCUUUUGGACCAAAACUUGGACCAUGGAUUGUGCUGCCACAGCAACUAAUUGUUCAAAUUGGAUGUGAUAUUGUGUACAUGGUCAUUGGAGGAAAGUGUCUAAAGAAGUUCAUGGAGAUUGCGUGCACCAAUUGCACACAGCUCAAACAGUCCUACUGGAUUUUGAUUUUUGGUUCCAUUCAUUUCUUUCUCUCUCAGCUCCCCAAUUUCAAUUCCGUUGCUUCUGUUUCGUUAGCCGCAGCUGUCAUGUCAUUGAGCUAUUCAACUAUAGCGUGGGUGGCUUGCUUGUCGAGAGGCAGGAUUGAGAAUGUGAGCUAUUCAUACAAGCAAACAAGCACGAGUGACUUAAUAUUCCGAAUCUUCAACGCACUUGGUCAGAUUUCAUUUGCAUUUGCUGGCCAUGCAGUAGCCCUUGAAAUUCAGGCAACAAUACCAUCAACACCUGAAAAGCCAUCAAGAAUACCAAUGUUGAAAGGUGCUAUUGGUGCCUAUAUCAUAAAUUCGAUAUGCUAUUUCCCUGUUGCAUUUGUUGGAUAUUGGGCGUUUGGAAGAGAUGUCGAUGAUAAUGUUCUUAUGUCACUAGAAAGACCUGCUUGGCUCAUUGCCUCCGCUAACUUGAUGGUAUUCGUUCAUGUUGUUGGUAGUUAUCAGGUUUAUGCUAUGCCUGUUUUUGAUUUGAUUGAGACCAUGAUGAUCAAAAGCUGGAAUUUCCCUCCAGGAUUGCCUCUCAGACUUGUUGCUAGAUCUUCUUUUGUAGCAUUUACGCUUAUUAUUGGGGUUACAUUCCCGUUCUUCGGCGAUCUUCUUGGAUUCUUUGGUGGAUUUGGUUUUGCUCCUACUUCAUAUUUUCUUCCUAGUAUAAUGUGGCUAAUAAUAAAGAAACCAAAGAGAUUUAGCAUCAACUGGUUCAUCAAUUGGGCUGCAAUAUGCAUUGGUGUGUGCAUUAUGCUGGCAUCCACGGUUGGUGGCUUCAGGAAUAUCAUUGCUGAUGCUUCAACUUAUAAAUUCUAUACCUAAACUUAUUAUUCUUAUUACCUUCUAUAUGAAUGUAUGUUGCCCUAUAAAUGAUGUAAUUUGUAUCCUCAAUAAUUUCUUUCAUGCUUAAUCUUUUUAACAAA
Molecule: messenger RNA, 1724 nt
Organism: Vicia villosa (hairy vetch)
Lineage: Eukaryota; Viridiplantae; Streptophyta; Magnoliopsida; Fabales; Fabaceae
Product: lysine histidine transporter-like 6
Exons: 7
Coding region: 304-1623 (439 amino acids)
Cellular component (GO): plasma membrane
Source: RefSeq, a predicted model, not a curated record